AUGAAAUUAUUUGAUUCAGAGUUCGAGAAACUCCUCAAAGAAGAUCCAAACGGCGAAAGAAGAAAGCAGAAAAAGAAAAACUCUUCAGAUGAAGAAGAUGUAGUUCUCGGGAGAUUGCCUAAAAAGCUCAUUUCUAACAGUAGUUGCUCAUCACAACCACCAAAAAAACACAUUUCAAACACAAUUCAAAACGAAGUUUCAACACUGAACAUUCCAUCACAAGGUUAUCGAAAAUACGAAGUAACAUCGUCAAGAACUCCAUCAGAAAUAUCAAAAUUAAAUUAUGAAUUAAAUUACGAAUUAAACGUUUCUAUUGGAACAGAAGUUCUUUCAUCGGAUAAACAAACAUCUACGAUCAAACCUGUUUACUCAGAUGCAGAAGUUCAAACAGAUUCAACGAAAUACGCAACAGAAAGUGUAAAUACACCAUUAAGACCUUCUUCUGCACGUUCAUUAUCUGCAUUCUCAAGCCAAUCUAGUUUUGACAAUGGUGGUGUAGUUCUCGACGUCAAUGAUACAUCAGAAGUUGAUUUUGUCAAAUCAUUAGGUCAAGAUUUCAUUUUAGUUAACAGAAAUCCAACAAAUGAAGAACUCAAUACACUACAGAAACUUCCAAAAGCAGUUGGUUUGUAUUUGGCAACGUCAAAUGACUUAAUUUCAUAUUUACUUCCAGGAACACAUAAUUGCGUUUACUACAACUCACCAAUGAAGCGUGUGUAUCCAUUAGAUAAUGAUUUGACCCAAAUAACUGAAGAAAAACUUAAAUUUUUGACAAAUAAUUUUGAUUAUUUACAAAAUGAGAAAAGAACAUUCAACAACAUCAAAUAUGGAUCACUUAUAACAGAUAACAACCAAUUAUUUGAUAUUUCAAGGAAAACUUCAUUCUUUUUGAUUUAUAAUCCGAAAUUUGACUUCAAAAAUUUCAAAAACUUCAAAAAUCUGCCACAAAAUCUUCCAUUCUUUGUUGUAUCGAAUAGAGAAGUCGUUGAAACUCUUUUUCCAGAGAUAGAUUUUUCAAAUAAUUUAUAUUUUUACAGGAAAGAUGAUUCUAGUUUGAUAAAAGCCGAAAACAUUGAUUCCGCGUUCGAUGUCGAAAAUUUUUUGGAAGAAAAUAAUUAUAAUAAUAAUUUUGAGACAAGAACGAUAAAUAAUAUUAAAUAUGGCACAAUUAUCAAGAUAAAAGCUGAUUUAGCGUCAAUUAAAGCUUCAAAAACCGAAUUUUUAUUAUUUGAUCAUAUUCCGAACAAAAAUGAGAUCAACGCUAUCAGGGAUAUUCCUUUCUUCAUCUGUAUUGAUGAAUACAUUCUGAAAUUGUUUAAUUGUCAAAAAACUGGAAAAAAUAUUUUCAAAUUUACAAAAGAAGACGAAAUUGAGACAUAUAAUGAUGUUAACGAUAUCCAAUACAAAGAGAAUAAGAAGAUAGAUGAUCUUGUUUAUGGUUCUUUGCUUGAAUUUCCUGAAGAUAUCCAAAAAGUUUUGAAAUCAAACAAAAACGUUAUUUUUAUUUCUGAAAACUAUGAAAACAAAGAAAUUUUUGAAGAUUUGCCAGAAAAUUGUUGUUUUUUCGAGAUUUCAAAUCAAAAUCUUUUUGAUUACUUUUCUGAUGGAUAUCGGACGAAGACAGGAAUGGUAAUGUAUAGAAGUGUAGAUGGGAAGUGUUUUGACAUGGAAAAAACGUUUUCAAAAGAAAAAUUAUCUGAAUUUAUUCAAAAUCACGAAAUCGAGCCAAUAUUUAAUUCAGAUGAUAGAGAAUUCAAUUAUAUAAAGUUUGGCUCGUUAAUUCGAACAGAAAAAAAAUUAAAUUCGAUAUCAAAUAAUUAUUUUGUUUUAAAUCAUAUUCCGAGGCAAAAAGAGAUUGCUAUGUUUAAGUAUCUUCCUUCUAAUGUUGGAUAUUUCGUUGUUACCGCUCCAAAACUUUUGGAAAAAUAUAAUAUUCCAAAUGACGAUGAAAAUCAUGUUUGUUUUGUAUCAAACAACUUUGUUGAUAAUAUUGACUUCAAUUUGACAUCUGAAAACCUCUCAAAUUAUCUCAAAUUGUUUAAUUUGUCAAAAUUACAUCAAAAUCUAUUUCCAAAGGAUGUUUUCAACAAAGUUCUUGAUAUAAAUGGUGAUUGUUUCAUUGUUGGUCCUCAAAACAAAGCUUUGGAACUUAAAUCUCAAAAUGAAAAUUUAAUUUUAGUUGAAAAUCAAAAUUUAGAUGAUAAUUCUAUAGUUUACAUUCCUAGAUAUAUGAAUUAUGUUGUUCCUUAUCAUGAUUUAAUUAAUUUAGAGAGUUUUGAGAAAUUCUUAAAAUCAAAAGAGAAAAAAUUCGAAAAUCUUGAGUUUGGAACGAGAAUUACAUCAGAAGAUGUUAAAUUACUUAAAGAGAAAGGUUAUAGCUUCUAUUUAGUCAAUGAUUCCUGUAAUUUAACUCGAAUUCCGCCAAUGAUCGGAUAUUUUUUGGUCGAUGACGAAAUUUUGAGGGAAAAUUACCAAAACAAUGGAGAUAUAAAGUCAUUGUACUAUUGUUCAAAGAAUCAGAGGUGGUUUCCGUUUAAUUCUUUGUUUAUUGGCUCAGAAAUACAUGAAUUCUUAAGUUCUGUGUACCAACAAGAGCCAGAGACAAAGUUAAACGAGAUAAAUGAUGAAAGAAUGAUUUGUUCUUUGAAUUUCGGAAAAAUUUUAUCAAAUGAAAAAGAAAUUAAGGAGUUACAACAAAGUAACUGUUCAUUCUUCCUGUUUAAUUGCAAUCCAAGCGAAAGAAUCCUUCAAAUCUUCCAAGAUUUGCCUUUUAAAGUCGGAUUUUAUCUUAUUCAAGAUAAAUCUCUUUUGAAAACAUUGGAUUCCUCGUUUAAUGAUUUCCCUGAAAAUAAGAUAGUGUUCUAUAACUCAAAAACUUCUCAAAUUGUUCCUUUUGAUUCCGCAUUAACAGAAUUGAGUUUUUGGAGCUUCACAGACAGCCAAUUAUUCAGCGAAUAUCAUGAUGUUCAAUCAUACAUGUCAAUGAGUCUAAGACAUGUUUACAACGGCUCUUUUGUUGUUCGUCCUUCUCAUAUCAAUUUGAUAUUGAACUUUGACUUUUUCCUAUUUAGUUAUAAACUGAAUGAUGAUGACAAAGAAGUCCUUUCUGUGCUUCCUGACAGCGUACAUUACUUUAUUUGUCCUUCAAAUGAAGUAAUGAAAUUUGUCUUCCCGGAAUACGAACCGAAAUCAAAUACAUUGUUUUACAAUCACAGGAAUAAUAUGAUCAUUGACUUUUCAGACGAAUUGAACAAAGAAAAUUUAUUAAAAUUAUUAUAUGACCAAAAAAUCUUAAUUCAGCCACCACAAGCUCCAUCAGAAGAGAAAUCGAUGAAUCCGAGGUUCGCAAACAGAAAUCAGUCAUAUACAAGCAAAAUUGAAGAAAUUAGUCCUUCAGAAGACAUUUUUGACAGCGAUGAUUACAAUGAUGUUGAUGAUGAGACAAAUCCCGUUGGUUAUGACUCUGAAAAUGAAGUUGAAGAAAAAAAUACCAAACUUGAGAAUUCUGAGUCAAAUGAAACAGACAAAUAUGAUAAAACUAUUGAAAGUGAAUCAAGUCUCUUAUCUGAUUUAAUUCACGAACUUGAUUACAAAAUCCAGCAAAUUGGAAGAGAUUCGACUGUUCGUCUUUCACUUCGCGACUUAGCUGACCAAGCAAAUCAGAUAUUCGAGAGAGAAGAGAUCCCGGUAGAAGAAAUUGAAGAUGAUAUUUUGCAUAAAAUGAUCGAUUCAAGCGAUAUUGAGGAAAUAAUGGAGUACGAUGAAGAAGAAGACAAUACUGAAGAAAAAUCCGACGAAAACGAAGAUCCAUUCGCUCAAUUUGAAACAAAUCAACCUGAUUCUGAAGAAAAAGUGGAAAAGAAGUCAUCGCGUAAGAACAGAAAGUCUAAAAUCCCUCUUAAGCAACGAAAAACUCAUGAUGACAUUGAAAUUGAAGAUACAACAGAAAAUAUUGAGGAAAAAGAACUGAAUAAAGCCAUCGAAGAUGAAAUAUUAGGUCAAUCAUCAAUUCCUGAUGAUGUUCCACGCGAUAUUUUCGGAUUUCCUUCGACAAAACCCUAUCAAAUGAAAAAGAUCAACGAAAAAUUCUCAGAUUUGAAGAGUCUUUGGCUUAUUAUCAAACGUAGAUACAUUGCUCUAUCAAAAAAAGGCCAUUCUCACUUCCCAUGGACGAGAGACAGAGCAGAAGCCAUUUCAAACUUAAUAGAAAGGCAAAGAAAACUCCAUGAACUGGCAUUUUACAAUAGAAGAAUCCGCGCUUUGACGAGAGCAAAUCUACAGUUAAGAACAAUGCCGGAAGUAGGUUAUACUCGAUUGAUUCGAAACAGAGAAGGAAGAAGACUGGAAUUAUCUAUUUUGGCCGCAAACAAAAGAAUAGAAAUUCUCAGAAAAGCGACAAGUGUCGAUGAAAAUGGAAGAUCUCAGUACAUGAUUGAAAACGAGAUAGAGAAACAGAGAGUGAAGAUGUUGGUGAACCUUUCCAAGAGAAAGAAGGCUGUCAAUGAUUUGCAAUUGGAAGUUAAUGAACUUUCGCAAACAUUGGCUGAUUUAGAAAGAAGAAUUAGUUUGAUGACUCAAAAAGAUUCAAUUUACACAAAGUUUUUCACAAGAAAAGUGAAACCUCCUGAAGAAACAAGAGUUCCAACAGCUCCUAGAGCAAGGAGACAUUAA
Molecule: messenger RNA, 4671 nt
Organism: Trichomonas vaginalis G3
Lineage: Eukaryota; Parabasalia; Trichomonadida; Trichomonadidae
Exons: 1
Coding region: 1-4671 (1556 amino acids)
Source: RefSeq, a predicted model, not a curated record